Molecule: messenger RNA, 976 nt
Organism: Trichoplax adhaerens
Lineage: Eukaryota; Metazoa; Placozoa; Uniplacotomia; Trichoplacea; Trichoplacidae
Exons: 10
Coding region: 1-867 (288 amino acids)
Cellular component (GO): nucleoplasm; cytoplasm
Source: RefSeq, a predicted model, not a curated record
AUGGCUUUCUCUCGUCCUUUAUGGAUGUUUUGUAAUUGUAUAAUUCUUGCCACCUUAGCAGCAGCUGAUGUCUCAGUGGUAUCUGGAAAUUUUUCGCAAUCGUUUAAUGAUAUCAGAGCUGACUUUGGACCAAGUGUUUCGGAAGCUGGAUUAUCAGGUCGCGGCGUAAUUGCACAUCCAUUAGAUGGAUGCUCGCCAAUUCGAAGACCUCCGAAUGAUCUUACAUUCUAUUUUGCGAUCAUAAAGCGUGGUUCAUGUCAUUUCGACUUGAAGGUUUAUCAUGCUCAAAACGCAAAUUAUAAGGCUGUAAUAGUGUACAAUGAUUUAUCGGACCGCCUCGAGAAGAUGGACGGAAAAAACUAUACAAAUCGAAUUAAUAUUCCUUCGGUAUUUAUUGGAAAUGCAUCUGGAGUUCAAUUACUCAAGACUAUUAAGCGUGAUAGUGGUGCGUUAAUCAACAUUUACCCUGAAUACAAUUUCCCGUGGGACUUUUAUUUCAUACCCUUUGCUAUCGUGAUUUGCAUUAGUUUCCUGAUUAUGUCAUUGAUAUUGGUUUGCAAAUGCCGUGAAAUGUGUAUAGCUCGUCGUGAGACUCGAUUAGCUAGAGCUAACCUGAAUCGCCUAAAAGUAGUAAAAUUCAAGAAAGGCGAUGAAUAUGAUGUUUGUGCAAUUUGUUUGGAUGAGUAUAACGAAGGUGAAAAGUUGCGAAUCUUGCCUUGCAAGCAUGCUUAUCAUUGCAAGUGUAUAGAUCCUUGGUUAACAGACAAUAAGCGAGAAUGCCCUGUGUGUAAGCGUAGAGUCAACUUGUCUGCCCGAGAUGACUGUGAAAAUCCAUCAGAAAACACACCGCUAUUAGCAAAUGCUUAAUACCGCGACAGCACAUCAUUCUUAUAGUGAUCAUGAUUAAUCUCAAAAAUUUAGGGCUAUUACUUAUUGUGCACAACUAGAGGAUGAAUUUGUUAGCUGUAAAUGUUUC